AUGGACGAGUCUCAUAGCUUGAGCACAGAACAAAACUGCACAUUGAUUCCGUACAACAGCAUCUCGUCUCACCAGACAGCUGUGCACGGUCACUCAAACACACCAGGAGUAGUUGGCGUCCAUUACCCACACUUCGCUAUGAUCUACAGCAACCAAGACGGCCAAAUUGCUUUUGAGAGCUCAUCGUCCAUUGCAGACCCAGGAAAAGCUAUAUUCACACCGGAUAUACAAGAGAGAUUUGCAGAGUUAGUGUCUCCACGGUCUUCGACACUUGCAAGCUUACCUGUUACAUCGGGGCCGAUACGAUCUGAGCGUGGUAGAGGAGGGUAUUCACAUAUUCCCGGAAGGCCACGACAAAAAGGUAGUUGGAGUCCCAUGAGUGCGAGUCCUGCACCUCUAAUUCCCUGCGAUUGGCAAUUUGACCAAAGCAGACGGCACAGACGAAACGGAAGACGCCGAGACCUCCGAAUGGCAGGCUCAAUGACCCCCGACUUUGACUACAAUGCUAUGACUUUACCGUCCUCUUCGGCAUGUGUUAUUCGAGUUGAUGAUGAAGCCCGCUUGAAGAAGUACUAUGAAAAGGCAUUUGAUUCGUUUCAACAACUGAACUGCAGAGUCAUUGCCAAGGCGUUUAUCAAGCUUGUUGAGCCACGCAAACAGGUCAACUAUCCAUACAAUGGGCGACGGGCGUCUUCUAGCCCUGGAGGCGAGAGGCGCGCUGAUCCGGAAAUGACCAAACCGCCUUGGUGGCCUGUCGGUGUCACACACAAAGAACCAGACCAUCUCCUCAAGCCAGAGCGUAUUCAACUUCUCAUUCAUAUUCUUCGAGAGCUUGGCGAAAGUCAUGAUGUCACAGCAGAAAAACUUCGCGAUGCCGGCCAAGAUGUGCGUCGGUCUAUCAGCCCUCCUGAGAGGCUCCAGAUUCUCGACGAGGUAUACAGCGUCCGACACAUGGAAGAGCGGUACCUAAGGGGUGAAAUAUCUGGUGACGUCUUGAUCCCGAUCUCUCAAGUCAGUCUAGUUGGACCUGAAUUCGAAACAAGCGAUGGCUCCAGCACGCCAGACUCGCAAAUCCGAAAGAGCGAGGUUGGUGAUGGUGGUGGUUCUCCAUGGGGAAUGGAUUCUCUGACGAUGGAGAGGGUGCGAGGUCAAGAACCGGCGUCAGACGGCAGGAGCGACGGGACAACAACAGCAGUCACUUACGAUCACCUGAUGCCGGAGCGCUCGCAGUCGUUCAGCCUGCCUUACUCCAAUGCUCCUUCUCUUCCUGGUGCUCCCUCAUCAACUCGCGCCAGCUCCUUUGACAGCAACAUCCAGUACAGCCCGCGAGACUACAACAGCAGCACCGCAUCUAGCGUCAUCUCACCGGAGACAUCUCCUCACUCAAUCGACCUGUCCCCCCAGAACCACCGUCCGUCUUUUUCAACCUACCUCAACCAGACCUUGCUUCCAUCCGUGCCUGUCACAACAUCUGUCUUGUGGAACCCAACACUGCAUGCGUCUGCGCCUUCUUAUCAGUCCCCCUACUGA
Talaromyces marneffei is the source of this 1530-nucleotide messenger RNA. RefSeq lists its product as uncharacterized. Bases 1 to 1530 code for a protein of 509 amino acids. NCBI's taxonomy places the organism in Eukaryota, Fungi, Ascomycota, Eurotiomycetes, Eurotiales, Trichocomaceae. The record is from RefSeq and is a predicted model, not a curated record. The transcript is spliced from 5 exons.